AUGAAAGACGAUACAGCACAGUCGCCGCCUCCAGUCACCGCAGCUGGCCUCCCAGCUGGCUUUGGUGCCUUAGGCGAAGCAUUUACAGCCUCCCCAGCAGCAGCAGCAAAUGGGUGCUUGACCCUCGGGGUUACUGCAGCAGCAGCAGGCCACGCUGCUGCCUCAUCCACCCUCUGGCUAGUGGAUUCUGACGGACAGAACUGCCUUUCAGGAGGACCGUGGUCAGCCCAAGUCAACGCAACAGCGGCACAGCAGCAGCAGCCAGCGGAACUGCAGCAGCUAGAAUACCUGAAGCAACGGCGGCAGCAGCAGCUGCUUCUCCUGCAGCAGCAACAAGCACAGCAGCAACACAUACACGAACAACAGCUUCGGCAACAGCUUCUGCUACAGCAGCACCAACAACCCGUCAAUCCUCAAGUUCUGCAGCAUCAUCUGCAGCUGCAGCAGGCGCAGCAGCAGCAACAACAGCUUCAGCAGCAGCAACUGCAGCAUAUAAUAAGUCAGCAGCUCCUCCAAGACCAGCAAAGUCAAAGAGAAGCGGAGGAACAGCUAGCAAGACAGUUGCUGCAGCAGCAGGAAUUACUAAAGCAGCAGGGGCUGCUGCAGCAGCAGAAGCUGCUGCAGCAACAAGGCCUUCUCCAACAUGAAUUGAUACAACGUCAGGAGCUCCAGCAGCACCAGGAGCUUCAGCGUCAGGAGCUGCAGCAGCGGCGGCAGCAAGAGCUUCAGGAAGAAUUGCUGCAACAUGUUGCACAGGAGCAAGUUGCUGCUCCGGUGAGUCCGGAACAGAUUUCUUCCCUGCAGGACCAGGGAAAAGAGCAGCAGCAGCUUCUGGCUAUGCUUCAAGACGAUCAGCGGGAGCAAGAGCAGCAAGAGGAGGCCCAUCCGGCAGCGGCGGUCAGUGCGUCUUCUGCCCCCAAGCAGCAAGAGUCCAAUCCCAGCAGCACAGGUAGCCCCCCUUCUUCAGGUGGGCUUCCAGCAUCAGCUGCAUCUGAGUCUGCAGCUUCAGACUACCUUAGCAGCAACAAAAUUGAGGGUGAGGCCGGCCCUAGUCCGCCUUCUUUGCACUCUUUGCCGGGCGCUCCGGCGCCUGAAGUGGAUGCAGCCCAAGAGCUUCCAUCAGCAACAGCAGGAACAGCAGCCGUUUCGUCAGCAUCCGAAGCAGCAGCAGAUCCAGAGGAGGGUUUCUCUCCCGCCCUUCCCUCGAAAGUACCCCGUGGCGUGUGGUUCAACCGCUCUACAGGCUGCUGGCUGGCGUGCGUUUCUGGCGUAGGCAAGAGGCUGCAUGUGUUCAGCUCUAAGCGCUACGGGCACGAGAGAGCCUUCCAAAUGGCUGUUAACUGCAAGGAAGCAGACAAGGCCCAAGCAGCAGGAGGGGGAGGGGGGACCGCAGAAGGGGCUUCAGGUGGCCCUGGGGUUCCCCCCCAAGAUGUGUUUACUGCACCUACACCGAAGGGUCAAACCGCCGCCGCCUCGCCAGCUGCGGCGGGGGGCAGCAGAAGAAACAGAAAUGCUGCUGCUAGGAGGCAGCAGCAGCAGCAACAGCAGCCUCAUGUUAGGGCAUUCUCCCCAGGUGGCAGCUCAAGAGGACCAGAUAUGUAUGUCACGACAAUGCGGCAAGGUGAAGGUGAUGAUGAUGAAGCUAUGGACUCCGCCACAGACACUCGAACGGAUGAAGGCUCCCACGCAGCAGGACUUAUCGAACGAUCGAAGAGACGUCGGGUCCUUUCUUGGCGGGGGGCGGAGGCAGCGGCAAGUGGCCUUUACUCUAGCUUGGGUGGUCCUGAGGAGGGAGGCUCCCAGAGAGGCAAUGGAGCCCUGUGCAGUAGCAAUAGUAGCAGCAACACUGGCAGUAUGAGGCCUGCGACACGCACAAGCAGUGGAGGGACAUAUGAAAGGCACAGAACAGAAUCUCUUCUUGACGGGGUGCCGAAAGGGGUUUGGUUCAACUCUCACACCAAGUCGUGGACCUGUACCACGGCGGGUCCCAAGCGGCAGCUUCUUGUCUUCUCUUCAAACCGCUUUGGUUUCGCUGAGGCCCGCAGAAUGGCCAUAUCUGCGAGGCUUGCGUCUCUCAAAUUAGAGGGCCUCCCAGUGCCUCACUGCCCUCUUUUGUACGAGCCCCCUGGGGGAGUGGGGGCUUCAAGGGCUCUUGCGGGUCCAACGGGAGACGGAUCCCAGCUACCAGGAGCGACAGGUUUGGGGGGCCCUUUAGGGGUUGCAGCUGAGGGAUGGGGUGGUUAUUCUCCUCAUGAGGGAGGAGAUGAUGGUUAUGGGGGACACUUGGGAGGCGUCGCCGGAGCCCGCAGACGCAGGAGGCAGCGAGACGGCGCCCCGCAUUUUGUGAAUUGUCGUCAAAGGCGCGGUGCGGAGGGAGAUGAGAGCGGGUCGGAUCCGUGGGAUACGUUCCGCAGCGGCCUACCGCUUGUUGCAGAGAAGGAUACGGCGUCAUCUUCCACUACAGGAGCUGCAAGAGGCGGCGGUUUUCCGUUGCGUCGUUUGUGCGCGUCUGAGCGCCGUUUGCUAGAAGUUGGUUCAAUAGCGCUGGAAUUGUUGCUCAAGGACCUCUUGCGGCUGUGUGGGGAGGAACUAGCUGGUGCUGCUGCUUGCUUCACCUUUCCCGUCUUCGCUGCCAUCCGCAGGGCCAUCUCCAGGACGCAGAAGGCUUCAGACCCUCUUCAGUUCCAGAGCUUGUUCAAAGCCUUCUCGAUAUGUGUGCGCUGCCAGAAGCUGCCAAGUCGGCUGGGUCCCAGGCAGCAGGCAGAGCUGCUCACUAAAGUUCUUGCUGCAGAAAGGGUGUACAAGAAGGAGCAGGAGCAGCAGCAGCAGGCCCAAGCAGCAUCUGCGGAUGCGACAGCGGACGCAAGCGCUGACUCUUCUGCUGCGUCGGCUGCAGGUGCCAGCACCGAAGCAAGCGAGCACACAACAGUUGUGCUUAACCCGGCAGAACAGAAUGAUGCAGUAGAGGCACGACCAACCACACCGGGAGUAGAAUCGUCAGGCGCUGUUGCUGCACAGCAAGCAACAGCAAGCGACGGGGGGCCGGCAGAUGCAACAACGGAUUCUGCCAGCGCUUAUGCAGCAGCCACGCCUGAUACGGCAGCUGUAACUGAUACAGCGACAGCGGACGCCGCCGUACCAGUAGUAGCUGGUCUAAAUGAAGCAUCGGCAGUUGAUGCAGCAUCUUCAGCCAUCGAUGUGGCAACAGCAAGAGCACCUGAUGCAGCGGUAGCAAUGGCGAUUGAUGCAGCUACUGGAGUAGCAGCAUCAAUUCAAGACGAAACAGGCGAUGCGCUGCGCGCUGCAGCAGUUGCAACUGAUGCUUCAACAGUGAUGGCGGUUGGCACAGUUGUCACGGAAAGCGAGGGCGUUGCUGAGAGCGGCGUCUACGUUGUAAAUUCGAGCCCUGUUGUUGUUUCAGUGGAUGCAGCUGUUGCUGAUGAUAUUGCAACUGCUGGAGAGUCCACUGUUGUUGCCGGGACGGUCGCAGAGGGCAUGUUUUCUUCUUCAUAUGUCUCCGGCGCUGUUUACAGUCCGCAUAGACUAGAAGCUGGGUCAGUGCCUCCAGAGGCAGCACUAGAUGACGGGGCGGCUCAACCACCGAAGGCAAAUAAUAGCGAACCUGAACUGGAAACGGCCGCAAGAAGAACCGAAACAAGUGACGACAGAAGUUCUGAAUAUGCAGCAGACGAUGGAACUUCAGCGUUGUCCACGGCGGCAUUUACACUAGCAGCAGGUGGAUGUGCCGCAUUGGCAGAACCUAGGGAAGCACUGAACUGCAUAGCAGCGACAGAAGUACCUGUUGCAGCACCCCUGGCAGAAGCAGUAUCUGAAUUCGAUGCAGUGCAAACGAAACUGCCUUCAGACAGGGUUGAAUCAUCUACGCUUUGCAGCAGGCAAGACAGCCUUGUGCUUGAAGAAGGUGCACAAGAUAGCCUUCCCAGAGGCUCGAGCGGCGCCCCUACAAAUGUUUUUUAG
This is a messenger RNA of Eimeria necatrix, 3978 nucleotides long. RefSeq lists its product as hypothetical. Gene Ontology annotation, molecular function: DNA-binding transcription factor activity. The transcript is spliced from 6 exons. Gene Ontology annotation, biological process: regulation of DNA-templated transcription. Bases 1 to 3978 code for a protein of 1325 amino acids. The record is from RefSeq and is a predicted model, not a curated record. Lineage: Eukaryota; Apicomplexa; Conoidasida; Eucoccidiorida; Eimeriidae.